Messenger RNA from Silurus meridionalis, 2873 nucleotides. It is a transcript of the gene matn4, whose product is annotated as matrilin 4. The coding region runs from base 283 to 2760 and encodes 825 amino acids. Gene Ontology annotation, molecular function: calcium ion binding. The transcript is spliced from 17 exons. NCBI's taxonomy places the organism in Eukaryota, Metazoa, Chordata, Actinopteri, Siluriformes, Siluridae. The record is from RefSeq and is a predicted model, not a curated record.
CUGUGUCACAGAGUCUCUGCUUAUUCUUGGCAAUGAAGCAAAAUUUUUAUUCACCCUAAGGAUGAAGACAAUUUUUACAAAGGACACUGUCCGAUCGACCAUUCCACGGGGGAACUGAGAGAGAGAGAGAGAGAGAGAGAGAGAGAGAGAGAGAGAGAGAGAGAGAGAGAGAUUAGUCUACCUGUCCCAUCUCGCCGGCUGUGUCUCAUUUUCCCCCCGCAUUUCGUCAAGACUUAAAGGCAUACUGAUUACCCUGCAAGCCUGAGCAUCAAGUGUUGCAGAAUGAGACAUUUGGUUGUGUGUAUUGGUGCACUGCUGGCUUUAGUGAACAUCUUGGAAGCAAGGCCCAGAAAAGAUGGAAAUGAAAAGUGUAAAUCUGGCCCAGUUGACCUAGUCUUCAUAAUUGAUGGCUCACGCAGUGUUCGGCCACAUGAGUUUGAGACAAUGCGCAAGUUUAUGAUUGACAUUAUCAAUGAAAUGGACAUCGGCCUUAAUGCUGCCCGUGUGGGUGUUGUUCAGUACUCGAGUCAAGUGCAGAAUGUCUUUUCCCUGAACAAGUUCAGUACUCAAAAGGAUAUGGUCAAGGCAAUCAAAGAGAUCAUUCCACUGGCACAGGGUACCAUGACAGGCCUGGCUAUCCGUUAUACCAUGAAUGUGGCAUUCUCUGCUGAAGAGGGUGCUCGACCCAAUGUGCCUCAUGUGGCGGUGAUUGUCACUGAUGGACGGCCUCAGGAUCGUGUUGCUGAGGUAGCCGCUGCUGCUCGAGAGUCUGGGAUCGAGAUCUAUGCUGUGGGAGUGGCCAGAGCUGACAUGACAUCCUUGAGAGCCAUGGCAUCACCACCUUUUGAAGAUCAUGUCUUCCUAGUGGAGACCUUCGAUCUUAUUCACCAAUUUGGGCUCCAGUUCCAAGACAAGCUUUGCAAAAUAGAUCUUUGUGUUGAGUCUGACCAUGGCUGUGAUCAUAUCUGUGAGAGCUCUCCUGGCUCUUAUCAGUGCCUUUGCCUGCCAGGUUACACACUCCAAGAUGAUGGAAAGACUUGCACAGCCAUUGAUUUGUGUGUGGAGGAGAAGCAUGACUGCGAACAAAUCUGUAUCAGUUCUCCUGGGUCUUUCAGCUGUGACUGCAAUACAGGAUAUACACUCAAUGAAGAUAAGAAGACCUGCAAAAUGAUAGACUACUGUUCAUUUGGAAAUCAAAGCUGUGAGCAUAAAUGUGUCAGUGUCCUUAACGGCUUCAACUGUCAAUGCAAGGAUGGAUACACUCUGAAUGAUGACAAAAGGACCUGCACAAUGAUCGACUACUGCUCAUUUGGGAAUGACAGCUGUGAACACACAUGUGUGAGUGUACUUCAAAGCUUUUACUGCCUCUGCAAUGAAGGAUACACUCUCAACGAGGAUGAAACGACUUGUACAAUGAUUGACUACUGUUCCUUCAGAAAUGAUAGCUGUGAGCACAAUUGUGUGGGUGUCCUUAACAACUUUUAUUGCCAGUGUAAUGAAGGAUACACUUUAAAAGAUGAUGGAAUGACCUGCACAAUGAUUGACUAUUGUUCAUUCGGAAAUGACAGCUGUGAGCACAAGUGUGUUAGUAUCCUCAAUGGCUUUUCUUGUCUCUGUAAUGAUGGAUAUUAUCUCAGUGAUGACAAGAAGACCUGUACAAUGAUUGACUAUUGUUCAUUUGGGAAUCACAGUUGUGAUCAUGAAUGUGUGAGGGUGUUAAAUGGAUUUCAUUGCCGCUGUAAUGAGGGAUACACACUACAGAUAGACGGAAAGACCUGUCAGGUGAUUGACUAUUGUUCAUUUGGAAAUCACAGUUGUAAUCAUGAAUGUGUGAGUGUAUUAAAUGGAUUUCAUUGUCGCUGUAAUGAGGGAUACACACUUCAGCGAGAUGGAAAGACAUGUCAGGCAGACAACCUGUGUAAUGUAGUAGAGCAUGGCUGUGAGCACCAGUGUGUGAGUACACCAGGAUCAUACCACUGUAUCUGCCUAGAGGGCCAUCUUCUACAAGAAGAUGGAAAAAGCUGUGGAAGCUGCAGAUCAUCUAACAUUGACUUGGUUCUCUUGAUUGAUGGCUCGAAGAGUGUACGGCCUCAAAACUUUGAGCUCGUUAAGCAGUUUGUCAACCAGGUUGUGGACCAAUUAGACAUCUCUUCUCAUGGAACACGUGUGGGUCUUGUCCAGUAUUCUAGCCGGGUGAGAACUGAGUUUCCACUAAGUAUGUACAAGAGCAAGGAAGAGAUCAAGGCAGCUGUGAUGAAAGUAGCCUACAUGGAGAAAGGAACCAUGACAGGGCUAGCACUAAAGCACAUGGUGCAGAAUAGCUUCUCUGAGACUGAAGGUGCCCGAGCUGCCUCAAAAAACAUACCCCGUGUGGGGCUGAUGUUUACUGAUGGACGUUCUCAGGAUGACAUAUCAGAGUGGGCAAAGAAGGCCAAGGAAGCAGGAAUUACAAUGUAUGCUGUUGGAGUAGGCAAAGCUGUAGAGGAUGAGCUGAGAGAGAUUGCCUCAGAGCCAGUGGAGAAACAUUUCUUCUACACCUCUGACUUCACUGCAAUUAGCCAGAUUGCAGAAAACCUUAAACUCAAUGUUUGUCCAGAGGAGAGUCAAGGUGAAAUAGAGGUGAAGGACCCGUGUGCUUGUAAUAGUCUAGUGGAGUUCCAGCAAGCUACCAUGGUCUCUCUCAACCAAAUCAACCAGAAACUGUCAGUAAUGACUACACGACUGGAGUAUCUGGAGAAGGAGCUGCUCAAACGGAAAUGAGAAUCAUUACAUCAUCUGCAAGACUAGAGCUUUCAGGGAUGAGCUCCUUUUGGGAGGCACUUAAGUGAUGGUCCAGACUGGCUCCAAAUUCUACAUAACCAAUGGUCUUCAGA